Molecule: messenger RNA, 1344 nt
Organism: Wasmannia auropunctata (little fire ant)
Lineage: Eukaryota; Metazoa; Arthropoda; Insecta; Hymenoptera; Formicidae
Exons: 1
Coding region: 1-1344 (447 amino acids)
Source: RefSeq, a predicted model, not a curated record
AUGCUCGUGCUGAACGAGCAGAGAGAUAACGCAAGGCCGGUUACGUCAGCACCGCGAGACAUCGCUCCUCGUCUGGUCGGAACAAGAGGCUCACCGCGUCAACCAAAAUUUUUGCAAACUCUGGGAUUCGCGGUGCGACCCAUUAUGAUGACCGGCAUCCUGAACGUCGGAGACGAGCCGAUCUUCGAUGAUCGUAUCGUCAAAAUCGAGACUCACGCGUACAACCCGUUGCCAACACGACAUUUGGUACAGCGACGAGAUAAGAAUACCCAUACAGCAACAGGAUCUGUACACAUUGCCGUGCGACAGUUAUCUGUAUAUCGAGGGAAAACUAACGAAGAACAGAAGGAUGAGGGAGCUGACGUGGUUUUGACAAAUAAUUGCGUCGCGUUCAUGUUCGAUGAAAUUCGAUACGAACUCGACGGCGUGGAGAUUGAUCGCUGCAGAAACGUGGGCAUAACUAGCACGCUCAAACAUUAUGUCACAACCUCGUCCGACAGAAGCGUGAUUCUGAGGAACGCCGGCUGGGACCCGCUCACCAGCAACGAGGGAUUCUUCAAUUUCUGCGUACCUCUCUAUGCGCUGCUGGGAUUCUGCGAAGAUUACAAACGCGUGGUGAUCAACGCUCGUCACGAGUUGAUUCUUAUACGAUCGCGCAACGACAACAAUUGUCUGACGGGAGAUGAAGCGACGGAACCCUGGAUUGAAUUGUCGAAGAUACAAUGGCGAAUGCCGCACGUGUUACUGAACGAAAUAAACAAGUUGUCGAUGCUGCGCGCUCUGGAGAGCGGGCGCUACCUGAGCAUGGCUUUUCGCUCGUGGGAUCUGUACGAGUUUCCGCUGUUGCAGCAGACGACCAAGCAUUCGUGGGCCAUAAAGACCGCUACUCAGCUCGAGAAGCCGCGAUACGUCAUCUUCGCUCUGCAAACGGGUCGAAAGAACGUCAUGAGCGAGGACGUGAGCCGAUUCGAUCACUGCAACCUGACGAACGUGAAACUCUAUCUGAACGCGGAAUGCUAUCCGUACGACGACAUGAAUCUGGAUUUCGUUAGGAACAAGUGGGCCGUUCUCUACGACACGUACGCGCGUUUUUGCAAGGGGUACUACGGAUACGAGUAUCUCGAACCGAGUCUCACCACCACAACAUUUUUACGCAACGGCCCGUUCGUGAUCAUCGAUUGCUCUCGUCAGAACGAAUCGGUCAAGAGCGCGACCGUGGACGUGAGACUGGAAUUCGAGACCAAGGAGAACGUGCCGUUGAGCACCACCGCGUAUUGCCUUAUCAUACACGAUCGCGUGAUUCAGUACAACCCGUUGACCAACGUUGUUCGCAAGAUCAUCUGA